CAACUAUUUGCAUGUAAAUUUGCUUCACAAUUUCUGGAGAGCUUUAACUCCCUCCAAAAAGGCAGCGCGAACUUAAAACGAUCGGAAAGCAAUAUUUUUGCAUUUUUCAUUCAGGCGCACAACAAACAGCUAUUACUACGUGCUGUCGUGAUAUCGGAAAGGAUAAACUUGUUGAUGUUGAGUUGGCACUUUGGCUUUAACGGGAAUUAGUUAUGUCUAUGAUUUACUCUUAAAAGUUUAAGGGGACUGCAAUAUUUAUUUAAUCUAAACAUACUUAACACAUCGUUAAUAGCCACCGGUUUGCGCUCGUGUUUAUGCGGCCAACACGCAACGGAGGAUUCAUUCAGACUUGCUGGAAGCACCAAUGAGACGGGUAACAUGACACUAAGGAGAGUAAACGUGGUCAUUUUGCUGCUCCUGGCUGUGGCCUUCCUGAUCAUUGUUCAAAGAAAUCUCCUGAGCCUCAGUGACCUCUUGCACAAAGAAAACUCAGAUGCUGGACCGAUUCUUCCCUUUGAGGCUGAGUUGUCCCCAAAUAAUAGGCAAGAGUCGGGUAGGAAAGGAGAGGAAAUCCCUGUGCUCAUCACUGCUGCAGAGGACAGACUCGGGGCUGUGGUUGCUGCCAUGAACAGUGUCUAUCAGAAUAGUAAAGCUAAUGUGGUCUUCACUAUUGUAACGCUGAAUGAUACAGUUGAUCACCUAAAGAUGUGGCUGAGUGAGACACACUUAAAAAAUGUCAAACAUAAGAUAGUUAUUUUCAAGUCAGAACUCCUCAAUGGGAAGAUACCGAAAAAUGCUCAGACGGUGGAGGCUACAAAACCAUUGACUUUUGCCAGGUUUUAUCUGCCUUUUUACAUACCUGAUGCAGAGAAGGGCAUCUAUUUGGAUGAUGAUAUCAUCGUACAAGGAGACAUUCAAGAGCUUUAUGAAACCAGCCUCAAACCAGGACACGCAGCUGCCUUCUCUGAUGACUGUGACUCAGCUUCUGCUAAAGGGAUCAUUCGGGGGGCUGGAAACCAGAACAACUAUAUAGGUUUCCUGGACUUCAAGAAAGAUGCUAUAAAGAAACUGGGGAUGAGGGCCAACACAUGCUCUUUCAACCCAGGGGUUAUUAUUGCCAAUCUAACUGAAUGGAGAAACCAAAACAUCACCCAACAGCUGGAGCACUGGAUGGAGCUUAACACUCAGGAGGAUCUGUACAGUAAAACACUUGCAGAAAGCAUCACCACUCCACCACUCCUCAUUGCUUUUUACAAACGUCACUCCUCCAUUGAUCCUUUGUGGCAUGUAAGACACCUUGGCUCUACGGGUGCUGGAAGCCGCUAUUCCUCCCAGUUUGUGAAAGCUGCUAAACUGUUACAUUGGAAUGGACAUUACAAGCCCUGGGGGAGAGCAUCGUCUUUUUCCGAAGUGUGGGACAGGUGGUUCGUUCCUGACCCCACAGGAAAGUUUCAUCCUGUGCGAAGACACACAGACUGAAAAAUGGGUCUCACAGACCUUUGGACGGGCCCAGUCCCAGCGGGAGCACGAAGUGGCUUCUUAUAACUCAGGGACUAAGUAAGGCCUCCUUUUUACGCUUUUUGGUUUGUGUCUUCUGGACAUGUGGCCUUCUUACUCUGACAUUACCUUGAACACAGAUUUGCUUUCUUAGCUCAAAGGGUACGGUUUCCCUGAUAUUUUGAUAAAUUAUUGAAAGCAGACUUUCACAUUCCAACUCCCUUCUCCAUGUUCGACCCAGCAUGUGUAUAUUACAAAUGUGUGCCGAGAUUUUGAUGUACAAUUCAAGCCAUCAUAGUAAUUAUGGCUUUAUUAGAUUACAGGCUGCUAAAUACUGAUACGUUCUUGUAACAUACUAAAGAAUUAUAGUUUAGCUGAGCUGCAGUAGUGUAGCAAUCCCAGUUUAAAUGUGUUCGAUGUCCUCUGAUAAUUUCACUCCACAUUAAUAUGAUGGUGCUUUUUUAUGGUUCAAUACAAACUGUGGGAAAAGUAUUUACUACAUAUACAAUUUAUGUUUGAGUAGUGGUGUAUAUUUCUUGUAGGUUGACCACUAUGAAUUGCAUUACCUACAAACUGUGCUACAACAAGCUGCAACUGUAAAUGAAUACUUGGUGCCUUUCAGCUGUUUUUUUUAAUAUGCAGGCCACUAACAUAACUUCUGCAGAAACUAAACACAUUUGCUGAACUAUCUGAUGCAUUCUGUCAGAGCUUUUCUGUUACAAUGACAAGCAAUUACCUCAAUGUUGUAAAUGUAUUUUGAAAACAAAUGGGGGAAAAAAAAAUCUGUAUAUCUUGGAACAGUGUGAAAAAAUAAAGAUCAUUCAGCCAA
This is a messenger RNA of Melanotaenia boesemani (Boeseman's rainbowfish), 2326 nucleotides long. It is a transcript of the gene glt8d1, whose product is annotated as glycosyltransferase 8 domain containing 1. The transcript has 10 exons. The record is from RefSeq and is a predicted model, not a curated record. Gene Ontology annotation, molecular function: glycosyltransferase activity. The coding region runs from base 379 to 1479 and encodes 366 amino acids. NCBI's taxonomy places the organism in Eukaryota, Metazoa, Chordata, Actinopteri, Atheriniformes, Melanotaeniidae. Gene Ontology annotation, cellular component: Golgi apparatus.